GAAAGUUACCGCACAAAUAAACUCAAAUAUUUUACCUAAAAUGAGUGAAAAUGAAGGUGAGAUCCUUUCGGAUGACGAUAUCAGAUACGACGACGACCCGGAAGAGGGUGAGAACGGUGGCGAUAACGAUGGACCGACCGGCGGCCCAACGCAAGUGAAGGUAGAGCACAAGAAAAAGGUCGUUACCAAUCCGCGUUUCACACUGAACGCCACGAGAUUGUGCGGUCCGCGCGGUAUCAUCGCAAUGCGGGACCACUUCCAAGGGUUCAAGUUUCGCGGCAAAGGCCAGGAGGUGGCCGAUCUGGACGAGAUCCUGCGCCGGAUGGAGCACUGGGCGCACAGGCUUUUCCCCAAAUAUCACUUGGACGACGUGAUCGCCACGGCAGAACGGUUGGGCACCAAAAAGGAGGUUCAAAGCUACAUGGAUCGUUACCGGCGGGGUGAACUGCAGCGCGAGUUGGCCGAAGGGCGUGACGAUGGGUUACUUUCGAGCGAUAGUGACGAUGGAGUGGCCGACCAGGCGUACGAUGGACGGAACCGGCUUAACCAACCGCUGGACCCACUGGACAGUAUGCUCGAUGAACAGAUUGCCCUAUCGCGAGGCCGUACUUCGAUGGCCAAUACAUCGGGCGUCGGUAAUCUCGAUAGCACAUUCGAUGAAGUAGCAAGGCGAGAGCCAUCCAAGGAACCUUCGGUUGCUCCAGCACCGAAACCAGCGGCAGUCCUGUCCGAAGAAGUUCGAGCAAAGAUUGAGGCAAAUCGUUUGCGAGCUUUGGAGUUGAGAAAGGCGCGUAUGAAUGCCCAGCAUAGCGAGGAAAAGGAAAAUGAAGUUCGAAAUACGGAGAUCGAUACGACCUUCUAAAACUCUAUGCUGGUGUAAGUUCCCGCAGGCUUUCGCAGACUAUAAAUAAGUUAAGGAUGUUCAUCCAUGUUCAUUCUUCUUCCGCUGGGUAGUUAAUUCGAAUCAAUAUAUUUC
Messenger RNA from Anopheles darlingi, 976 nucleotides. RefSeq names its product protein TIPIN homolog. The coding region runs from base 41 to 862 and encodes 273 amino acids. The transcript has a single exon. Gene Ontology annotation, cellular component: nucleus; replication fork protection complex. Lineage: Eukaryota; Metazoa; Arthropoda; Insecta; Diptera; Culicidae. Gene Ontology annotation, biological process: DNA damage response; replication fork arrest; replication fork processing. The record is from RefSeq and is a predicted model, not a curated record. Gene Ontology annotation, molecular function: DNA binding.